AUUCAAAAAUUAAAUAUUAUACGAAGUAGUUUGGUUCUGUUAAUAUUAAUUAAUUAAGAAUUAAAAUCUAUCAAAAAAGAGAGAAGUUACUCAUUUCAAUGUUACGUGGCACUAACAAACGUUUGUUUAAAAGCAGUUCAUUGCGUCGGAAACAAUUUCUCUGGUGCUUUAUAUUUUUUCUUCUUUUAAUUGGGAUUGUUAACGUGUCAAUAAAAUAUGAAAACCUUAAGAAUGAGUUGCAUCAAGAAAAUGUUUCAUUAGAACUCGAUGAUGGAAUCACUGACGAAGCUAGAAAAUAUAUUGAAGAACUGGGCUUGAUAAAUCCUGGGGAAAAUGGUGAAGCAGUAAUUAUUCCAGAAACUGCAUCUGAUGAAAUCAAAAAGCUUGUCAACGAGAGUUUCGAGGCAAACGGCUUCACUGCUUUUAUUUCAAACAUGGUGAGCCUCAAUCGAAACAUUCCAGAUUUUAGGAGUGAUAUAUGCAAGAAUAAAGUUUACCACAAAAAUCUCCCCAAGUGUUCUAUAAUGAUUCCAUUUCACAAUGAAGAUUGGAUGCUGUUGAUGAGAACUGUUCAUUCAGUUUUACUUCGAACGCCCCCUGAAUUAUAUGUAGAAAUUUUGCUAGUUGAUGAUGCGUCCGAUAAGGAAUGGCUUCAGAAACCUCUCGAAGAUUAUGUCAAAAAAAUUCCAAAGAUGAAGCUUAUUAGAUCUCACAGGCGAUUAGGAAUAACAAAUACUCGCAAUCUUGGAGCAAUCAAUGCCAUCGGUCCAAUCCUCGUAUGCCUUGACUGUCAUGUUGAAGUAGCUCCUGGAUGGCUUGAACCGCUUUUGGAUCGCUUCGUUGAUAACAAAAAACUGCUUGUUGGCCCGAGACUGAAAUCUAUAAAUAGCGAAACAAUGGAAACAACUUUCAAUGACAACCUUCCUUAUGAAAUUGGUGGUGUUCAAUGGGAUUUAGGAUUCAGUUGGAUUCCUUACAACAAAAUCAUAGGAUUCACUUCCAGAGAAUCUUUUGAACCAAUGAAAAGUGCACCAGCCAUGGGACCAACACGUGCUGUUUAUAAGGAUUUCUUUCUAGAGCUUGGAAUGCAUGAUCCCGAUUUUGGCACAUGGGGUGGAGAAGAUGUUGAAUUGAGUUUAAAAGUGUGGCUUUGUGGAGGAAGAGUUGAAAUAGUUCCAUGUUCACAAACCGCACACAUGUAUAAAGCGCAUAAAUAUAAAAAUGCUUCGGAUAAAACUUAUCGAUGGAAUACCAACCGGAUUGCUGAAGUUUUACUCGAUCACUACAAACGUUUCUACUAUCGUGCAACAAAAAAUGCUCCCAAAGAAUUUGGAAACGUAACAGAAAGGAUUGAAAUCAAAAAAAGAAAUCAAUGCAAACCAUUUAAAUGGUUUUUAGAUAAUGUUUAUAACAUUCCCAUGCCAGAUGAUAUUAAAGAUCCAUGAGUUACAUACACAUAAAUUUAUGAAAAAUGAAUUUAUGGGCAAUAAAUGAAAACACAAUUUCAAAUA
Clunio marinus is the source of this 1511-nucleotide messenger RNA. NCBI's taxonomy places the organism in Eukaryota, Metazoa, Arthropoda, Insecta, Diptera, Chironomidae. The record is from the annotation of a GenBank genome assembly.